AUGGAAAGGAAGAGGAAGCUACCCGCGCGAGCUGCGGCACGCGUCGACCACAUCGCGAAGAAGCGAACAUCCACACCACCAGACCGACUCUCGCCCUACUCGAACGCGCCGACGCCUCCACCACAAUCGCCUCUGACGGCUGAAGUCCCCCAACUGCAGUUACCGAAAUCAGUCCAGCCGGGCAAGCCUCUGCCUACUGUCGAGCAGGCCCAGCCAGACGACCUCACGCUGCGCGACUACCAGAAUAUACAAGAGAGCGGCGUAUUAGCUGAAUCUCUCACUCGAUCGCGACAACGAUGGAUUGCCGAAGGCAUCUUUGAGAAGUACUGGACCAAGCCGACGAAGAAGAAGGGCGUCGUCAUUGAGGAGCCCAAUAACCCUCCCAAAGAUAGCAUGUCCAAGCUCGGACAGGUCACCAUCACCAUCGAGCCGCAUGUCUUCGAAGCCACCAUGUGGGCGAUCAAAGACCCCAAGCCGCCGCCUGUCGCUCCGACCACGCAAGCAACAUUUCGACCCAUCAUGCAGUAUGGACCUCCCAAUGGAGCCAUGCCUCCUCCACCCCCGCCUCCCAAAUCUGAAUCAUCGCCCUCCGUCACGCCAGUCCCCGAUGCAAAGUCGACCCCCCCUCCCGCGAGCCCAGCAACGUCCUUGCCUGCAUCUCAGGCCGUGCAACCGAGGUCGCAGCCCGCUUUGGGCGAGACAGUCGCGGCUACCGGGCCCCCUCGCAGCGUGGAACUGGCCCCAUCUCCGGCUCCAGCCCAGGCUCCAGCCCAGGCUCCAGCUCAAGUCACGACUCCGGCUCCUGCUCCUGCUCAAUCUCAAGGACCUGCCCUGGCCCCAGCACCGGCAUCCGUCCCCAGUGCAGCACCGUCAUAUCCGCCCACCAACAGCAUGUCGCCAGCGACCAGACCCAGUGCUCCUGCUGGUCUCACGCCGACCACGCCAUCGGCCUCGGCGGCUGUUCCAGCUCCAUACGGGGGUACAGCAGCGACGGUCAACGUGCCGUCCAGACCUUCAAGCACGACGCCAACCCAGGGAGGGAGCAAGCCGCCGCCCACGCCCAAGACGCCUGGUACAGAUCCUAUCAUCAUGACACUGGCUGAGAAGGCAUCAGAGGACCCACAUCUGCGCGACCUCAUGAAGCGCGUCGCGGCAGGGGAGGCCAAGCAGGAUGAGCUCACAAACUUUCAGCGGAUUAUCGACCAGAUCACAGCUGAGUAUAAGAAGAAAGGCGGCCAGCAAGGACCAUCAGCUGAUCGGUUGAUUGUUGACGGAAAGACUGUCAAAUACUUUGCGGAUGAGGUCCGCACCAUUCUCGACAUAGUGCUAGCAACCAAUCCGCAACAGAAGUCGCAUGAGCUGCUGCCGCCUCCCGGCAGUGACCCUCUGGUUGUGGCUUUAGUAAAGAAAGCACUGGAUGAUGCGAAGACGCGAACCAUGAUUCGAAGAAUCGCCGACAAUCAGCCUGGCUUCACCGAUACGACUGACCUCAAAGCCAUCCUGGACAAGUUACAUAAAGCCUUGCAGGCUGCACCGCCUCCGCAGAUUCAGCCGCGGCAGAUCCAAUCUCCCCAGCCCACGCCCUCUACGAACGGCCAGCUCCAAAAGGUGGCGCCAGCGCCCGGGGCAGUCCUUCACCCGCCUCAGCAGGCGCUGCGCUCCAAAGGACCGCCGCCCCCAUCAAAACCCGACAUUUCGGGCAUUGCUCUCGAAUUCGCCGGUGGUAAUGGAGACAGGUAUCUCUUCCCCAAGUUCAGCAUUCUGGAGUACCUGCCAGGGGGUCAGCAGGUCAUCGCGUCGUUCUUGAUUGUGCGCAAGGGCAGCCAGCUGGAAUAUGGUGGCGAUGCGAAGCUGGACUACUAUCAGCCGGUCACGAUACGUCUCUUUACCCAGACGGGCCGCCAGCUGGACCAUCUUCAUCGGGUUGUUGCGCCCUCCGAAGAAGUAAAGAGGUACAUGGUCGAUGUCAUGGACAACAUGACGCGUGCCGAAUACGUCUUGCUCCCCAUGCGCCUUCCUCGAGGCGACCCUCCCUUGGACAAAGAUCAAGGCGGUCGGGACACCACAUUAACCAAUGGGAAUGGACCUGAGGUCGUCGAACCAGUCCUACCCCCGGUACCCGCCGUGUCUGCUGGGCCCAAAAAGCCCCCCAUUCUAUGGAAGGGUAAAGCCAAAGUAUUCAUGGAUCACUUUCCGGCAAAGGAGAUCUAUCAGCAAUUCUUAGCCCGAAAGAGGCAAGGGUUCCGCGAGCGAGUCGACGAAGGCUACAAGCCAUACCGGUGGGGCUGUGAGCUUCUGAACAUCAGCGAAGACGAAAUGCUAGAGUACGAUACAAUGGUGGAGAAAUUGGUGGCGAAACAGAUUGAAGAAUCUUGA
Molecule: messenger RNA, 2376 nt
Organism: Verticillium alfalfae VaMs.102
Lineage: Eukaryota; Fungi; Ascomycota; Sordariomycetes; Glomerellales; Plectosphaerellaceae
Exons: 2
Coding region: 1-2376 (791 amino acids)
Biological process (GO): chromatin remodeling
Cellular component (GO): Swr1 complex
Molecular function (GO): ATP-dependent H2AZ histone chaperone activity
Source: RefSeq, a predicted model, not a curated record